GACCCAAGUUUGCCGUGACUCCCUGAAUGGAUGAACAAAGGGGAUAAUGCCUGGCAGCUAACGGCAGCGACGCUCGUCGGCCUACAAAGCAUACCCGGACUAGUCAUCUUAUAUGGUAGCAUGGUAAAGAAGAACUGGGCCAUAAACUCAGCAUUCAUGGCAUUUUAUGCAUUUGCAAUGGUUAUCGUAUGUUGGGUAGGAUGGGGUUACAACAUGUCUUUUGGCGACAAACUUGUUUUUUUCUUAGGAAAACCUGCCGUCGCCUUGGAUGAGAAAUUCUUGCUAGGCCAACCUUUUCUUGGCUACUUUCCAACAGCAACAAUGGUUCUUUUUCAAGGAGUUUUUGCCUGUAUUACACUGAUACUGAUCGCUGGUUGUCUUCUUGGAAGGAUGAAUUUUCGAGCAUGGAUAAUGUUUGUGCCUUUAUGGCUAACGUUUUCUUAUACAGUUUGUGCUUUUAGUAUUUGGUGUCCUGAAGGUUGGCUUGCAAAACUUGGGAUUAUUGAUUUUUCAGGAGGGUUUGUUAUUCACCUUUCUGCUGGUGUUGCUGGUUUCACUGCAGCAUUUUGGGUGGGACCUAGAACCGAGAAGGACAUUGAAAAGUUCCCGCCAAACAACAUGAUUCUGAUGCUUGCAGGCGCAGGCCUCCUUUGGAUGGGGUGGAGUGGAUUCAACGGCGGUGGUCCCUUUGUGGCUAGCGUGGAUGCAUCUCUAUCCGUUCUUAAUACCCACGUGUGUACUGCCACUAGCAUACUUACUUGGCUCUUGUUGGACACUCUCUUCUUCGGGAAACCUUCAAUGUUUGGUGGCGUACAGGGAAUGAUCACCGGUCUUGUUUGCAUCACUCCUGCUGCAGGAGUUGUACAAGGAUGGGCAGCCAUGAUAAUGGGGACAAUAUCAGGAAGCAUUCCAUGGUAUACAAUAAUGAUUCUCCAUAAGAAGGUGAAGCUCCUAACAUUAGUUGACGAUCCCAUGGCCAUCUUCCACACCCACGCCAUUGCCGGCACUCUUGGUGGUAUUCUAACCGGGUUUUUCGCCGUGCCGAAGUUAUGUCGCCUUUUCUAUAUGGUGCCCGACUGGGAAAAAUAUACCGGCUUAGCAUAUGGUCUCCAGAAUGGCAAAACUCAUGCUGGAUUUAGACAAAUGGGAAUUCAAUUGGCAGGCGUCCUUUUUGUUACAUGCUUAAACAUAGUUUCCACUAGCAUAAUUUGUUGGCUCAUUCGACUCAUUGUCCCAUUAAGAUCGUCUAAAGAUGAGUUGCAAGUUGGGGACAAUGCAAUCCAUGGAGAGGAAGCUUUUGCACUGUGGGAAGCAGAAGCAGAAGAAGAAGGAAAGAGGUCUAAGAAUUAUAAGCAUAAUUCAGUUUAUGAUGCAGAAGAAGAGCUAUCCUACGUUCAGUCAAGGUCUGUAGCUGAUGUUUAAAAAUGGUGGGUUCGAUGAUGGCAUUUGCAGCCAAGGACUCUCUAAUUAUUCCCUUUUAUGAAUGCAUAUCAUUCUGCACCAUUACAAUAAUGGAAGUAUGUUAUUAUAACGUUUCCAUUUUUCUCUGACGUGGUUUAAUUUCUCCUGUAAUCUUCUGGAUUUUUUUUUUAAAUCUCUGUGUCAGUAUAUUAGAAGCAGAAAUUCAGUCACUGCUAAAACCUUAA
Molecule: messenger RNA, 1646 nt
Organism: Ricinus communis (castor bean)
Lineage: Eukaryota; Viridiplantae; Streptophyta; Magnoliopsida; Malpighiales; Euphorbiaceae
Product: ammonium transporter 2 member 4
Exons: 4
Coding region: 31-1422 (463 amino acids)
Biological process (GO): ammonium transmembrane transport
Cellular component (GO): plasma membrane
Molecular function (GO): ammonium channel activity
Source: RefSeq, a predicted model, not a curated record